AUGGCCGCCAACGUCAUGGGCAUGUCUCCAGAGCAGAUUGCUUCAUUUCGGUAUCAGCAAGAACAUAUCAGCGAUGACCUACGUCCAGUCGUUUACGCAGUCACCUGGAUCCUGUGGUGUUGGGCUGUCACAGCUACUUUUCUACGCUUCUAUGCGCAGAGAAUGGUGCGAAGUACCAUAAAACCCGAGGACGGCUUUGUUGUGCUGGGUUUGCUGGCUGGGACAGGACAGGCUAUAUGUAACACUAUUGCGGGGGCAAACGGCCUUGGGCUGCACUCAAUAUCUCCAAAGGUAAAUAUAGUGGUUGUGGCCAAGUGCGCCUUCGCCUUUCAGCUGCUCUACGGCCUCACUAUCGUGUCGAUAAAAUAUUCCAUUCUCAUAUUUUAUCACCGAGCUUUCUAUCCUUACUUUUACUUUAGGGUCGCCGUCUGGUGUGUAGCCGGGUUCGUCACCUGCUGGAUCUUUACUGUAACAUUCGGUGUUACCUUCCAGUGUACACCUAUCAGCUUCGUCUGGAACAAGAGCCAACCCGGCCACUGUAUCGACUUCAGAAGUUUGAGUAUCAGCACCGCUAUAAUAAACAUAGUCACCGAUUGCAUAAUCGUGGUCAUGCCAAUGCCAAUCAUAUGGAGGCUCCAGCUUCCAAUGAGCAAGAAACUUGGCCUCUCCAUCACCAUCGUGCUUGGUGGAAUUGUCAUUCUUGCAAGUAUACUUAGGGUCACUACCGUCCGCGGUGUCAACAAAUAUGAUUUUUCAUAUGAUGGAGUGGUGCCUGGAAUUUGGACUGUAGUGGAACCAAUGGUUGGAAUUGUCGGAGUCUCUUUGCCUUUGAUGACUCCACUUUUCCGAAAGAUCAAGGGAGGGUCAACCCAGAGGUCAAGCGAGGGCGGCAUUGAAGGCGGUUGGUAUCGCGCUCGGCUAGGGUCAGGUCAAAGGACAGCAAACGUUCCGUUAGCCAACUACGAUGACUGGAUCGAUUAUGAUCCGACACUUCCAGCCAACCGCAGCCUUAUGAUCGGCACUGAGCUGCAGGAUCCUAUCCCUCAGUGCCAUUUUACUGGUUUCAAAAGUCGUAUAGCAGAGCCCGGUGCCGCGUUGCCAUGGCGGGGGAUUCGCGUCCCUGCUUCCAGUCUGGCGCAGUCGCUGAAGACAUUGCCUACGAGGGCAGAGAGCAGAGAUAACGGGACACAGAGAAGAGCACGGGCGGGCAAGAAGCGUAGAAUCGCGAUGCGGAAAAAGCACGCGGCAGAGGUGCGGGCAGCAGAGACGGAGAAGGAGAAGCGCGCCAGGAAGAACAGAGAAAAGAAGCUGAAGAAGCGCGAGAAGAAUCGACAAGUCAAGGAGCUGGUGGCGGCCGCAAAGGAAUCAGGAGAAGCGCCCGACUGA
Molecule: messenger RNA, 1386 nt
Organism: Endocarpon pusillum Z07020
Lineage: Eukaryota; Fungi; Ascomycota; Eurotiomycetes; Verrucariales; Verrucariaceae
Exons: 6
Coding region: 1-1386 (461 amino acids)
Source: RefSeq, a predicted model, not a curated record